GCAGCAGUAGAGAGAGGUCGCUGAAACACUGUGGUGUGUGUUCUCGUCCCUGCUGGCCAGGGUACGAGUAGGGAGCUGGUCUCCCCAGACAAAUCCAUCUCCACCAUUAACCUUCCACACUUUAUAAUACACCCCGACUAUGAGCAAAAUGCAGAUGUCUGAGGAUGAAUAUCAGGUCUCCACAAGGCAUAACUCGAUGCAGGAAUAUGUAAAGGAGUUCACCCGUCACUCCAAUGACGUCUUACUGAACUUAAAUGAGCUACGGCAUCGCGACAUCCUGAAUGAUGCCACCCUGCUGGUGGGCAGUGCCCGUCUGCGCGCCCAUUGUGCUGUGCUCACAGCAUGCAGUGGCUUGUUCUACUCACUGUUCUCCCACCAUAAGACCAGUGCAGCUGGUGAGCAAGGGGUUUCUGUGUCACUGCCGGAGGGGCUGGAUGCGGGCAGUGUGGCAUUGCUGCUGGACUUCAUGUAUACUUCCCGCCUUCCUCUCAGUCCUGACACAGCCCCUGGAGUGCUUGCAGCGGCCACCUACCUGCAGAUGGAGCAUGUUGCUGACACCUGCAGAGUAUUCCUAAAAAACAGUAAAGAUCUCUGUCCUCCUGAGGUGGAACUGGUCUCCACAAACACUGGGGGUAGAUCUCCAAACCAUCCCUCCUUUUCUUCACUGCCCUCCAUACCUGCUGUCGACACAAAAGAACCAAGCCCUGCCAAAGCCAGGGUUUCAAGAGAAAACUUUUUACAAGUAAGUUCAGUUUCCAGCUCUCAGCGCUUAAAAGUGGAGGAAGCUGAAUCUUCAGCUUUGUCUCAUAGCCCCCCAUCUCCAGACAGUCCCUCUCAGUGCAGUGGCCAGCCAAAUUCACCAGUUGAGUCUAGUAGCUGUACUUUUCCCCCUAAACCGAAGCAAUGUUCUGAAUCCAGGCUUUUGCCAGACCCUAAGGCCUGUAACUGGAAGAAAUAUAAAUAUAUUAUCCUAAACCCUCUUUGUGCCUCAUCCAUUAAAGAGGAGGAGUGCGGGGAGGACCAACAAAUGUUUGACCACUCCCCCUCUACCACAAAUCAAACAAAUAUCUCACCCAAAACAACCAAUAAGGCAUGGUUGGUUACUGGACCACAACUAAAGGAUAAUGGACAAGACCUGUCUCGUGAUUGUGACAGUCCUCGACUGAAAGUAGAUGCUUCCUUUGGGGGCCUCUUACCACAGACAGCAGACAUUUACAGGGAAUCCCUAGCCACAGUUUCUAAAGAUUGCAGAGGAAUGUGCUCUCCAUAUCACCACCCAUAUCCUUCAGUGCUAGAGGCAUCCAAGCAGAAUGCUCAUCCUUUUGGGAAGCUUUCAGUCAAACUGGAACAUCAGUCCCCAGUGAUCUGUUAUUCAGGAACUCAAGGGAACACAAAGUCUACCAGCUCAGAAAAACCAUAUCGCUGCAAUGUGUGUGGAGCUCAGUUUAAUCGGCCAGCCAAUCUGAAGACCCAUUCCCGCAUUCAUUCAGGAGAAAAGCCAUAUCGCUGUGACACAUGUGGUGCUCGAUUUGUCCAGGUUGCUCAUCUGCGUGCCCAUGUUUUAAUCCACACUGGGGAGAAGCCAUACCCCUGCCAAACAUGUGGAACACGUUUCCGUCACCUGCAGACACUGAAGAGCCACCUGCGCAUUCACACAGGGGAGAAACCAUACAGUUGUGAGAAGUGUGAUCUGCACUUCCGCCAUAAGAGCCAGCUAAGACUGCAUCUAAGGCAGAAGCAUGGUGCCAUAACCAACACCAAGAUCCGCUAUAAUGUUCUGGCUAAUCCAUACCAAACUGCAUAAACCAUAUUGCAGACCUUUC
Molecule: messenger RNA, 1823 nt
Organism: Trichomycterus rosablanca
Lineage: Eukaryota; Metazoa; Chordata; Actinopteri; Siluriformes; Trichomycteridae
Gene: bcl6b
Product: BCL6B transcription repressor
Exons: 12
Coding region: 140-1804 (554 amino acids)
Biological process (GO): regulation of transcription by RNA polymerase II; positive regulation of gene expression
Molecular function (GO): RNA polymerase II cis-regulatory region sequence-specific DNA binding; protein binding; DNA-binding transcription factor activity, RNA polymerase II-specific
Source: RefSeq, a predicted model, not a curated record